AUGGAGCUGGGCGCCGACUGCUUUGAGCAGAAGUUGCCUAUGCUGGAGGAGCUCAUUCUGGCCUCGGACUUUCUGGGUUUGGACAUAGAAUUUACAGGCUUGAGGUCCAUCUACCCAAAAGGCCAGCAAACCAGUCUCUUUGACUCACCAGCAGAGUGGUAUCUGAAGACCAGAAGGAGCAUUCAGCAGUUUACAGUGUGUCAGAUUGGAUUGUCAAUGUUUUCAAAUAUGGGAAGAAAGUCAAACAAGUAUUUAGCCCAUUCAUAUAACUUCUUCCUCUUCCCUACCACUCUUGGAAUUAUGGAUUCAGAGUUCUCCUUCCAGGCCUCUAGUAUUCUUUUUUUGAAUCAGUAUGGUUUCGAUUAUAAUAAGUUUCUCAAAAAUGGGAUUCCAUAUAUGAAUGAAGAACAAGAAAAGAAAAUUAAGCAAGAUCUUCUAACAGGGAAUUGGAAAGUUCGUAGUACAUUGGACAAAGACCAAAUGAAGGUGGUGAUUGAUGAGGUAACUCGGUGGUUGGAGAUGGCACAAGAAGGAGAUUGGAUGACACUUCCUGAUAUAACUGGGUUCCAGGCUUUUGAGGUACAGUUGGUACUGAGGCAGGCUCUCCCCACAGUUUGGACCUUGAUGAAAGACAAAGGGGUGUUAGUGAAGAAAGUGAGCAGGCAAUACCGCUGGUGUCUAGAGAAUUCCUCUCGUGACCAUGAUGACUGCAGGAGAGAGAAGAUUCUCCUGUCUGCUCGGGGUUUCGCUGUCUUUUUCCAGAUGCUGGUAAAAGCCAAGAAGCCUUUGGUGGGACAUAACAUGAUGAUGGAUCUUUUGCACCUUCAUGAGAAGUUCUACAGACCUCUCCCAGAAUCCUAUGAACAAUUUAAGCUGAACAUCCAUGGCUUGUUUCCAGUCCUCAUAGAUACCAAGAAUGUGACAAAAGAGAUUUGGAAGGAACUAAGUUUCCCGAGAGCUUCAAAUCUUUUGGAGGUUUAUGAAGUCCUAAACAGUGACCUGAAUCCUACCAAGAAUUCUUGUCCAGUAAUCAUCCAUGCAAGCGAGUGUAUCAAAUAUGUUGAGACCAAAUACCCUCAUGAAGCAGCUUAUGAUGCCUUCCUUUGUGGAUCAGUACUCUUGAAGGUGGCCCACUUACUGCUACAUAGAUCAACUGGGGGCGUGAGACUGGAGCCCACGUUCCCUCAGUAUCUUGGGGUGCUGGCCCCUUAUGUGAACCAGGUGAACCUUAUCCGAGCUUGUAUCUCUAAAAUCAAUUUCUCUGGCCCAGAUUCCCCCAGCAGCCGGCCACCCACCCUAAUUCUCAAAGUCAAGAGGUGGCCUGGGGUAGAUGAAGAACAGAUUUAUUAUGAAUUCAAGGAUCUCUGCAAAUUUGAUGUCCGGCGAUUCACCCGGAACCAGUUUCUGCUUAUGACCAACAAGUUUAAGGAUGUCAGGAUUGUGUUGCAAGAAUACAGGUAUCACCCUGACCUGCAAGUGAUGCUGUACCGAUAUUGGAGACAUUCACCUAAUAUCAACUGCAUACUACAAAUCUGUGGCGUUGUUACUGCUUGGGCCUUUCUGGCUUUUAUUCUUGGAGGAUCUCCAUCGCAUGUACAGUGA
This is a messenger RNA of Gracilinanus agilis (Agile Gracile Mouse Opossum), 1602 nucleotides long. It is a transcript of the gene PNLDC1, whose product is annotated as PARN like ribonuclease domain containing exonuclease 1. NCBI's taxonomy places the organism in Eukaryota, Metazoa, Chordata, Mammalia, Didelphimorphia, Didelphidae. The transcript has 19 exons. Gene Ontology annotation, cellular component: cytoplasm; endoplasmic reticulum. The coding region runs from base 1 to 1602 and encodes 533 amino acids. The record is from RefSeq and is a predicted model, not a curated record. Gene Ontology annotation, molecular function: poly(A)-specific ribonuclease activity; RNA binding. Gene Ontology annotation, biological process: nuclear-transcribed mRNA poly(A) tail shortening.